Molecule: messenger RNA, 336 nt
Organism: Pseudomassariella vexata
Lineage: Eukaryota; Fungi; Ascomycota; Sordariomycetes; Amphisphaeriales; Pseudomassariaceae
Exons: 2
Coding region: 1-336 (111 amino acids)
Source: RefSeq, a predicted model, not a curated record
AUGUCUUCUCCAAAGCAUGGAUCGCCAGAUCUGGUAGAUGGGAAAAGAUGGUUCAACUCUCUCUUGUUCGUCAAAACGCGCCCAAUUGCGCUGUCAAGUCUCUUCAUCUAUAUGUCGGCUAAUCCGCGCAACGUGGAAACUAUCAGUGCAGUUGCAGAUCACGAGACGUUCAGUCGGGGAAUCAUCGAAAUUAUCGGGGACGAUUCGCGGUUAGUCGACUACCUCCCGGGCCUCAUGAUCACAGCCAGACGACCCGGUGAAGGCCGGCUGCCAUGGGAGUUGGCCUCCACAAGGGUACCCUGGUUUCUUUGCAAGAACUUGUCACAAGAAUAUUGA